Penicillium riverlandense is the source of this 459-nucleotide messenger RNA. RefSeq names its product DUF4604 domain-containing protein. The transcript is spliced from 2 exons. The coding region runs from base 1 to 459 and encodes 152 amino acids. Lineage: Eukaryota; Fungi; Ascomycota; Eurotiomycetes; Eurotiales; Aspergillaceae. The record is from RefSeq and is a predicted model, not a curated record.
AUGCCCAACCCCAAACUCGCCUACGAGGCAAACGAGCCUGCGUUCCUCCAAAAGCUGCGCGGCCAGCAUGGGAAUUCCACCGGUCGCCUGGAGCGGCCAGCGCAACGCCCGCAAAGACUAAAGAAGGACGACGACGACGAUGACGAGCCAACCUAUGUGGACGAAGAGAGCAACGAGGUGAUCUCCAAGGAGGAAUACAAGGCCAUGGUGCAGGAGACCAACCCGGACGAUGAUCCUUCGGCCAAAGAUGGUGAAAAGGAAGCCAAGGAAGCUCGCCUGGCAGAGUCCGCGCCCAAACAACAGAGCAAUCUCACCGAGAUCGGGACACAGAAGAAGCGGAAACAGGCCAAGGUGGUGGGCGACGACAAGGCCGAGCCUGAAGAGACGCACCCCAAAGCCGCGGUGUCGCGCAAGCCAAAGAAGGCGAAGAAGAUCAAGCUCUCCUUUGAUGAGGAAUGA